Rotaria sp. Silwood2 is the source of this 384-nucleotide messenger RNA. The record is from the annotation of a GenBank genome assembly. NCBI's taxonomy places the organism in Eukaryota, Metazoa, Rotifera, Eurotatoria, Philodinida, Philodinidae.
AUGUACGAGAAACCAAACACUCGCUUAGCUGAAUGUCAAAAUGAAUUUCUAGAAAAAGUAAAUAAACCAAAACCGCCAAUAGUACCACCGCCACCACUACCAAAAGAUUCUGUACAUAGUCAACCAGAUCUUGAAUAUAAUAUACUGAAGGAAAUACAACAUGUCCAUCGACUGAUUAAAGAAAAUGGACAACAAGGUGAUUUUGGAAUGGAAAUGAAGUUUGGUGAAUUAAUACCGAUGUAUGAAGCUGAUCAAAUCGAAAGAUUAGUUGAAAUCUUAGCUAAUGCACGUAGAAAUGGUUAUAUUAAUUACAAACUUAAUGGUUUCUUACAACAAGAUCGGGAUGAAGAUAUUUAUAUUAGAUUGGUCAAAACACCAUUUUGA